GCUUGCAUGCAGACGCACAAGGAGGGAACGCCACCGACAUUGUUCGACAAGCUGCAAAGAGUUGGAUUUUUUUUUGCAUCUGUGGCUGCCACUUUAAUUGCAUUACGAGUUUCAGACGAAUAGUGUACAAUCGCUGCACAGUAAAUAAUCUUCUCGGACAGUUCUGCUAAGGAAAAGGGUGGGACGUAUUCAGCGGCAGCAGAAGUUAAAACGAGUUGUACAUGCAAUCUGCGGCUAGCUCAAGGACACAUAAUUGGAGCAGAGACUUACCAUUACUGUGUGAUUAGAUCUAUCAGGUUAAUUCCAUGGGAUUGCUAAUUGAGAAUUAUAAACUGGGGAUGUAGAACAGGUGUCAUAUGUUAACGGCUACGACGCUCCUUAGUAACUUGACAAUUUGUAUUAACGUUGUAAGGAGAUUUUUUUUACCCUUUAGCCUUUCUGCAGAGUCCGGAAUUUUUUUUUUACCAUUUUCACAAGUUGGAAACAUUCUUAAAGAAAAUUUGCAAAGCAUCCGGAGGCAAUUGUUUCAAAAGUUUGCUCGGUGCUACUGACUGUCCGGGUUCCGCACAAGGCUGUUGGACUGGGAGGGGGGAGAGAGAGAGAGCGAGCAGGGUAACAGCUCAUUGGAUUAUCCGCCUGGCAACGUAAGGGGGCGGGCGGGCCGCUUAUCUGAAGCAAGCUGCCUGUUGCUGGCGGUAAAGGAAUAGAAUGCGAGAAGGAAGCAACAUCAGCUGGGAGACGUGCAAAUGAAACUCCAGCCUCUUUUCGGCUCCUCUACAAGCAGCAUCCACGAUGGGAGACGGACUCUCCUCUAUGGAUUGUCAUAAUAAUAAGACAACUGCCAUAAUAUUUGUCAAUUCUGCAAACGGGGUAAGUCCAAACCUACCUCAUCAGCAAGACUUCUCUGAACAGUGGGUGAUAGGCAUGGGCACAGUCAUGGCAGUCAUCGUCCUGAUCAUAGUGCUGGGCAACCUGCUGGUGGUGUAUGCCAUCGCUAAGAACCAGCGGCUCCAGACCCUAACCAAUGUUUUCAUUGUAUCUCUGGCCUGUGCAGAUCUGAUUAUGGGUCUCCUAGUGGUCCCACUCGGCGCGACAAUUGUGGUGCGAGGUAAAUGGCUGUACGGCUCGGUUUUCUGCGAAAUGUGGACUUCUGUUGACGUGCUGUGUGUGACAGCCAGCAUUGGGACACUGUGUGUGAUCGCCAUAGACCGUUACAUCGCCAUAAUCUCGCCCUUCCGUUACCAGAGUUUGCUGACCAAAAGCAGGGCGCGGGUGAUCGUGUGCGUGGUCUGGGCCAUUUCUGCUCUCAUCUCCUUGCUCCCCAUCAUGAUGCGGUGGUGGCGAGAUGACGGCCCCGAAGCCAUUCGCUGUUACAAUGACCCAUGCUGCUGUGACUUCGUAACCAAUAAAGCCUACGCGGUUGCCUCGUCCAUUAUUUCUUUCUAUUUGCCCCUGCUGAUCAUGAUCUUCGUCUAUGCUCGCGUCUUUCAAGAAGCCAAGAAGCAGAUGAAGAAGAUCGACAAGUGCGAGGGAAGGUUUUACACCAACCACUUCAUCCCAAACGGCAGGGCAGGCCGAAGGAGACCUUCCAGGAUUAUAGCCAUCAGGGAUCACAAGGCUUUAAAGACCUUGGGGAUUAUUAUGGGGACGUUUACCCUUUGCUGGUUGCCAUUCUUUGUGGCGAAUGUGGUGAAGGCGUUCCGCCCUGACAUAGUCCCUGGCAAACUCUUUGUGUUUCUUAACUGGCUCGGCUAUGUCAAUUCGGCUUUCAAUCCCAUCAUUUACUGCAAGAGUCCCGACUUCAGAGCGGCCUUUAAAAAGUUACUUUUCUGCCCCAGCGCCGCGGACAACAGACUGUAUUCGGGCUCUGGGGAAUUGUCCCGCUGCUCGGGAAUGUUUGGCAAUACGCUGGAUCCCAGCAAUCUAGAGAAUUGGACAGAGUGGGGCAGGACGCAGGAAAGCAACGGGGCCGAUGUGAACUCUCUAAAGGACAAUCUCCGUCAGGAAGAUGAAGAGUCACAGUUCUAGUAGCCCCAACCGGAAAUCCGCACCGAGAGCCGGCUGUGAGGUUAAAGCAGGUUCGAAGGACGAGAAGCCACAUGGCUGAACAGGUGUCAUCUGCUGUCUACUUCUGUACGUGUCAAAUCAUUGUAAAAACCACCAAGCCUUCGCGGCAAGACUUCUCCAUAAGCGUUCGCCUCUGGUAAUAUUGGAGAAGACUACUUCGUAUCAACACUAAGAUUCGGACCAGAGUAGAGAAUCCAGCAUUCUCAGGCUGGGCAGGCACUGGUGGUGAUUGGGAUAAUCUGGGCAGUAAAGGAAUGAACUGUGAGGCUGAGUUACUUUGCAGUUAAAAUGGUUUUGCUCUGUUUACAUUGCAUUCCACAAGUGAAGAGAUUUCCGAUAACGCAGAACGUGGGGCCCCUGGAUUUCCACUUCGAUUGCCUUAAUAUAGAUGGUCGUGGCACUUAGGCGAGAAAUAAUACUGUACUUUUAUUGUGAUAUUCUUACUUAAACACUUUAUAAUACGUGUAACGGAACAACCAUGAUUUUGGGGGAAAACACUUGACCACAGUGGCUAUACUUAUUAAAGAGACUUAAAAGAUGUUUUUAAAGAACCAUUCAUUAUCUUGCAGUACUCUAUGAUCCCCCCCCCCCGCCCCCCCAACCUCGUGCUGUGUGAGCUUUGGAAUUAUCGAUGUACAAGAAUGGAUGCUACAAAAUUCAUGGUGAACUAACCUGCAGUCUCAGUGGACAGUGCUGCCUGCAAGAAGACGAAUCUCAAAAUUGUAUAUAUACUUUGAUAAUAAAUGUACUUUGAACUUUUAACAGUACUCAAGAUGGAUGAAGAUGUGACUGUUACUUAUUUAAUACAAGUUAAAUUCUACGGAGGACCAACUUAACCUACAUGCAGUCCCGGGGAGUUGGUAUUUUUCGAAUAUGGACAUUAUCUAUAUAAGUUUAUUAAUAUACUAACGUUAGUAAAGUUAUGGUAAAAAUCUCCCGCUAGAUUUUCGGAAACAAGGUAUUGGUUUCGGUGAGGAAAACAGGGAAAAUCGUAGUUUUAUUUUGCACUGUAGCAUUUGCCAAGAAAGUUAUGAAAUUCACGUGCCGUCGGGUAUAACAUACUUGUCACAACGUCUGCUUUCUCCGCAAAUAUUUAUAUGUAGUACCUUUUAAAUGUGUGGCUAUUUGGUAUA
This is a messenger RNA of Hypanus sabinus (Atlantic stingray), 3200 nucleotides long. It is a transcript of the gene adrb1, whose product is annotated as adrenoceptor beta 1. Gene Ontology annotation, biological process: adenylate cyclase-activating adrenergic receptor signaling pathway; positive regulation of heart rate by epinephrine-norepinephrine; norepinephrine-epinephrine-mediated vasodilation involved in regulation of systemic arterial blood pressure. The transcript has 2 exons. NCBI's taxonomy places the organism in Eukaryota, Metazoa, Chordata, Chondrichthyes, Myliobatiformes, Dasyatidae. The coding region runs from base 793 to 2028 and encodes 411 amino acids. Gene Ontology annotation, cellular component: membrane. Gene Ontology annotation, molecular function: beta1-adrenergic receptor activity. The record is from RefSeq and is a predicted model, not a curated record.